AUGUAUUUUGAUGGAGCAAUAAAUCAAAACAGAAGUGGAAUUGGAGUUCUUUUAAUUUCUCCAAAAGGGGCACACAUCCCAUUUUCUACCAAACUCAACUUCCCUGCCACCAACAAUGUCACAGAAUAUGAAGCUUGCAUCAUGGGCCUACAAGCAACCUUAGGCCUAGGAGUGAAAGAGUUUGAGGUGUAUGGAGACUUAGCUCUAAUAAUCUCUCAGAAGUGGUCAUCAAAAUUCAGCGAGAUCCAAUAUCAGCAUAUGUCGAGGAUGCUGAAUCAAAUUGCAAAUGCUUUAGCAACCAUGAAACCCAUGAUGGAUGGGUCAAAAGAAGAUGAAGCUAGAUCAAUAGUGUUGGAACAAAAAGAAGAACCAGCUUACUGCAUAUCAAUAGAAGAAGAUGAAGGAAAGGAUGGGGAAGGCGAAUGGUAUUCAGACAUUCUACAAUACCUCAAGGAUGGAACAUACCCGGAGUCUGUAGAUAAGAAUGAUUAG
Quercus robur (English oak) is the source of this 492-nucleotide messenger RNA. RefSeq lists its product as uncharacterized. The transcript has 2 exons. NCBI's taxonomy places the organism in Eukaryota, Viridiplantae, Streptophyta, Magnoliopsida, Fagales, Fagaceae. The coding region runs from base 1 to 492 and encodes 163 amino acids. The record is from RefSeq and is a predicted model, not a curated record. Gene Ontology annotation, molecular function: nucleic acid binding; RNA-DNA hybrid ribonuclease activity.